AUGAAAAGACCGCAGUUUACUCAACAUGGAACAAAAAAUGUUAGUUUGCCAACUUUAAUUCCUUAUAGUUUUUUCCAAAAAGAAAAGCAACAUAUUCAAGGAUUUAGUCCGGAGUUUUAUCAAGUUCAACAAAUUGGUGAUAAGAAAUUAACUGAACCAUUAGUUUUGCAAUACCAGAAUUAUGUAGAAAAAAAUUUAUGUCUUGCGAUUAUCGCCGGCAAAAAAAGUGAAAAUGAGAAAUUUGCCGGAGCCCUAGAGAGUUAUACUGUGGAAUGCUUACUUUCUGACGGUCAAUGCUUACAAUUGGCAACCAGAACCUCAACUCGAGCAAUUGGUGCUAUUGCCGGAACUCAUGUUGAUGAAUGA
Molecule: messenger RNA, 366 nt
Organism: Entrophospora sp. SA101
Lineage: Eukaryota; Fungi; Glomeromycota; Glomeromycetes; Entrophosporales; Entrophosporaceae
Source: the annotation of a GenBank genome assembly